Messenger RNA from Aspergillus pseudonomiae, 3056 nucleotides. Its product is annotated as ubiquitin-specific protease UBP14. Gene Ontology annotation, biological process: protein deubiquitination. NCBI's taxonomy places the organism in Eukaryota, Fungi, Ascomycota, Eurotiomycetes, Eurotiales, Aspergillaceae. The record is from RefSeq and is a predicted model, not a curated record. The transcript has 7 exons. Gene Ontology annotation, molecular function: protein binding; zinc ion binding; cysteine-type deubiquitinase activity. Bases 365 to 2722 code for a protein of 785 amino acids.
UGGCAAACUACGUUUUCUUUUUUUCUCCCAUUUUUGUUGUUAUCGAUAUUGCUAUCUGCUAGUACCAAUAAAUAUUGAGGUUGAGCGUAGCUUUAAAAAGGUCAGUAUAUUCGUCAUCAAAUGUUCUUUGAGUAACUAACUUGCACUCUUAACUAGCAAGGAUUAAAACAAUAAGUUAGUGUUUUGUUGGUAUAGGCGGUGCCCCGCGGUAUUACACCGAAGUUUCCACUUUCAUGACCCUUAACUGCGAAUCGCGAAGAUAGUUCCAAUCAAGUCCAACUUCUUAUCAGAGUCUUGCCACUUGAAUCUAGCCACUCCUCUUAUAUCGGGACAGCACUCUCUUCCCUAUUAUUAUCCCUACAACAUGACUUCUUGCAUGCAUGUAAAUUCUCACGAUCUAAAGCCCCCAUCUCCCUCACAAGCUGUAUACCGAGAAGACUGCACACAGUGUUUCGAUUCCAUUGAUGAUGAAGCCGGUCUAAACGUUUGCCUCACUUGCUUUAACGGCGGCUGCGCCGGGGACAGAGAUCAUGCGUCUCUUCAUUUCAAACGCCUUGGGCACCCCUUGGCAUUGAACAUCAGACGAACUCGAAAGAAGGUUCAGCGUGAUGAGCCCCCAUACAAAAUCUCAAAACUUGCGAUAGCUGCCGAGACAGAUGAAGACCGCUAUGACACAACCACGCGCGUUAUUUGCUAUUCAUGCGGUAAAGACGAUAUUGAUGAGACGAGCGGUGCACUAGAGAUAGCCAUUGGUGGCGUCCUGAAUGCGAUGUCAUUCUCAAAACGAGAGGAGGUAAAGGCCUGGGAGCAGGAGUUCAUUCCAUGUGAACACACCCUGUGUCUGAAUCAGCAGGAUUCCAGACAUAUCGGGUCGAAAGAUUUGAGUCAGUGUUCUAUGUGUGAUCUGAAAGAGAACCUUUGGCUUUGCUUGGAAUGUGGCAAUCUUGGCUGCGGGCGUAGUCAAUUUGGUGGCAUAGGUGGAAAUUCCCACGCCCUUGCACACGCUGACCUAACAUCCCAUGGAAUCGCCGUCAAACUUGGCUCGAUUACGGCAGAUGGCUCUGCUGACAUCUACUGCUACAAGUGCAAUGAAGAGAGGACUGACCCCGAUCUAGCUGUUCACCUUGCCCAUUGGGGGAUUAACCUAGCAAGGCGUGAGAAAACAGAGAAAAGUUUGAUGGAGAUGCAGGUUGAACACAACCUAAAAUGGGAAUUCUCAAUGACAGCUGAGGAUGGUCAUGAGCUUAGCCCCAUAUUCGGGCCAGGGUUUACUGGUUUAGCCAAUCUAGGGAAUAGCUGCUAUCUAUCGAGCGUCAUUCAAUGCCUUUUCGACUUGCCAGAAUUUCAACAAAGAUACCACCAUAAGAACGAAGAACCGCCGCUCACAGACUCUCCCGCGGAGGACCUUGAAACGCAACUGCGCAAACUCGCGGAUGGUAUCCUUUCGGGCCGUUACUCGCGAGCUGAUAUGGAUAUCAUUGUCGCACCCGACUCUCCAGAAGUCCCUCACCAGAAAGGCCUAGUUCCUGCGAUGUUUAAGCAUCUUGUCGGUCGUGGCCACGAGGAAUUCUCGACAAUGAAACAGCAGGAUGCAUUCGAAUUCUUACUGCACCUCUUCAAGCUCAUUAACUUAUCUAGGCAUCCAGGCAGCUUAAGCAACCCCACUCAUUCUUUUAUGUUCGCGAUGGAACAACGUCUUCAAUGCGUGUGUUGCAAGAAGGUUCGCUAUAAGGUAGAUGAGCAGGACAACGUCUCCAUCCCUGUCCCUGCUCGACGAUUAGCACUCUCAGACGACGCGACUACUACCAGUCAAUUUGCACCGGUGACCCUUUUUGACUGUCUGGACGCCUCCACAUCUGAGGAGAUAGUUGAUCUUAUCUGCCCUUCUUGUGGCAGCAAGGAUGGAUUUUCCAAGCGCUCUUCGUUCAGAACACUGCCGCAGCAACUUGUCAUCAAUGCGCGGCGAUUUGAGUUGGUCAACUGGGUACCUACCAAAUUAGACAUCCCAGUGGAUGUAAGCGAGGAGCCUUUGGAUUUAAGUCCAUAUCUUUCCUCUGGCCAAAAAGAGGGCGAAGAGCUCCUGCCGGACAUGGACACUUCCAAAAGGGACUUUUUGCCUAAUCAAUAUGCCUUGGAUCAACUUCUCAGUAUGGGGUUCCCGAGGGCUAGGAGUGAAAAGGCACUUUAUACAACUGGAAACUCAGAUCCCGAGGCUGCAAUGAACUGGUUGUUUGCUCACCUGGAAGAUCCCGAUAUUGAUGAACCCUUGACUAGCAGUGAGAUCACAGGAGGGGGAACCAAUGCAUCGCAUGACCCAGCGAAGGUAGCACAAUUGGUCGAAAUGGGUAUUGACGAGUCUCGUGCCAACCGAGCAUUGGGUGCCACGGACGGGGAUAUCAGUAGAGCUAUCGAUUGGGUCUUUAGCCACCCAGAAGAACCGGCAGAUGUUGAAGACAAUUGUCAUGAAUCAAAUACCGGUUCCGGUGGUUGCCCUGGAACACUCGGUUAUAGUGAUGCACCAGCUAGGUAUGAGCUUCGCUCUAUUGUCUGUCAUAAGGGCUCUUCAGUCCAUGCUGGACAUUAUGUCGCCUUUGUCCGGAAGAAUCUACCAGGUCAGAGUGAACUAUCUUGGGUGAUGUUCAAUGAUGAGAAGGUUGUGAAGGCUGAGGAUAUACAGGAGAUGAAGAAAUACGCAUAUCUGUACUUCUUCUCGAGAGUCUAAGCAUUGUUUUCUGCCUUUAUUUUUGCGCCUUGCAUGGGGCAGCUCCCAACAGGGAUUAUUACGUUUGCACCUAGUACUACCUACCAAUACAGAGGGUUAGGGAAGUUUCUCACUACGGUAUGGACUACUAUUGGCAGCAGCUGUUGUGUAUAUCUCGUAGUGCUACAGGUCCUAGGAAGCUAUAUUUGCUGACAACUUUAUAAUUAAGAUGAUUAUGUUGAUUGACUAUCGUUCUUUGCCAUGACGUGCUAAGGCUGAUAAGUGGCAGGUUGACCGCCUUUGGCAGAAAACAUAAUGUUAAUACAGUAAACCCCCAUCACAGAGUGUACUUAGG